AAUGGGCAAUUCAAUGCGUCCGAUGCGUAGCUCCUCGCCUGGACCCAAGGGGCCACCUGGUGAUAAAGGUGAUGGCGGCACACCUGGCGAACGUGGCCAACCGGGCCAGAAAGGUGAACGCGGGGACCCCGGAAUGACUGGCGAAAAAGGUGAUAGGGGACAUCCAGGCGUGCAUGGCCCUAACGGUCAGAAAGGGGAACCUGGCCAACCAGGCGUACCGGGCAUGGCAGGUGCACCAGGUGCACCUGGCCUGAAAGGGGAUCGGGGUCUACCUGGUGAAUUGGGUCCCAUUGGGCCGCCUGGUCCACCCGGUGAAGUUGUAUAUGCGGAUAAUUCUUUGAACGGUACAAAUGCUGCAGCGGGAGGACAGUGUCAAUGUCCAGCCGGACCACCUGGUCCGCCGGGAAUGCGUGGCCCACAAGGCUAUGAAGGACCACCCGGUUUGAACGGCGAGCCUGGUCCAGCUGGGUCGAACGGUUUGACCGGCCUGCCUGGCUCCAAAGGUGAGAAGGGCGAAAAAGGUGUGCGAGGCCUGAGCGGCCCGAAAGGCGAUCGCGGACCCGAAGGACCGCCAGGGCAGGCCUUUUUCGCUGGCGGUUACGAAGGCAUGGCUAUGAAUGGCACCAAGGGCGAAAAGGGCGAGAAGGGUAUGCGCGGGAGACGCGGCAAACCGGGCCAAGCUGGACAAAUAGGACCGCCGGGCAAACCAGGUGCAAUGGGUGAUAUCGGGCACUCGGGACGACCUGGACUUCUAGGCCCCAAAGGUGAUAUGGGCAUGAAAGGACAGAAGGGUGAAACUGGCGGUCGAGAAGGCCCAAAAGGCGACAAAGGGGAUCGAGGUCAGGAUGGGCGUGAUGGUUUACCUGGUCCGCCUGGACUACCAGCAGCAGCCGGUGAAGGUGUACAAUAUAUACCAAUGCCUGGACCACCAGGACCGCCUGGUCCACCUGGUCAACCAGGCAUGCCCGGUUUGUCUAUAACCGGCCCGAAAGGUGAGCCUGGCAUGGAUUCGCGCAGUUACUACGGCGAUGCGUCUUACUAUGGACGGCCGGGUCCACCCGGUCCACCAGGUCCACCAGGCCCACCCAGCCACUCGCGUCAUGACGAUGAGGAAACACCAUAUUUUUCAGCAUCAUCAUGGAAUAUGCGAAUUGUACCUGGUGCGGUGACAUUCCCGAAUAUCGAUGAAAUGACAAAGAAAUCAGCAAUGAAUCCACCAGGCACAUUGGCCUACAUCACGGAAGAGGAAGCGCUGCUGGUGCGCGUCAACAAGGGUUGGCAAUAUAUUGCGCUUGGUACUUUGGUGCCCAUUGCCACACCCGCCCCACCGACCACUGUCGCACCACCGGUUCGCGUUGAUAUACAAUCAUCAAAUCUGCUAAACAAUCUGCCGCCGCUUUUAAAUACGCCAACGUGGUAUCCACGCAUGCUUCGCGUUGCUGCACUCAACGAGCCGUACGUUGGCGAUCUGCAAGGCAUACGAGGCGCUGAUUUUGCCUGUUAUCGUCAAGGGCGCAGAGCCGGUUUACUGGGAACCUUCAAAGCUUUCCUGUCAUCCAGAGUGCAAAAUCUUGACUCGAUUGUACGUGUCGCUGACCGCGAUUUGCCGGUGGUCAAUACCAGAGGCGACGUCCUUUUCAAUUCGUGGAAAGGCAUCUUCAAUGGCCAAGGUGGCUUCUUCUCGCAGGCGCCGCGCAUUUACAGUUUUAGCGGCAAAAACGUUCUAACGGAUCCAUUGUGGCCACAAAAACUGGUUUGGCACGGCUCACUACCCAACGGUGAGCGUUCGAUUGACACAUAUUGUGAUGCCUGGCACUCAGGCUCCAGGGAUAAGUUCGGUUAUGCCAGCAACUUGCUGGGGAACAAACUGCUCGACCAAGAGCGUCAAACUUGCGAUAGCAAACUAAUUGUGCUGUGCGUGGAGGCAUUGUCACAGGAUAGAAGGCGAAAGCGCGAUCUCAGCGGCAGCGAACCAGAGUUCCAUACGGCGGAAGCAUAUGCGCGCCACCUGAAGGAAGUGUUAACUUGAAAUUUUAAUUUACGCACAUAUUUGUCACAAAAGCGCGCCAUCAGGGGGCAUGAACUGCGCCAAAAACAUUUACGUCACUAUAAACCAGUCAGAAAUAAGCAACUACAUGAACAACAACGACCGAAACAAUUUUAAAAGGAAAUCGUAAAUCGAGUGGCGAUGCCAAACUACAAAAUUUAUGAUUUUGUCUUUAAACCCCCUAGAAAGCAGAAAACCAACGACAUACAAUAAUUAUUAUUACAUACUAUGAAGUAUUUCAUCCAAUUUUGUUCAUCUCAUACUGACAAAAAGUGAAAAUACAGGAUGUGCCAUCUUGCGUUUGGAAUUUGAUUCAACUCUCAACCGGCACUCAAAAAAAGUCACACAUAAAUCCUCACAUCUGAAAUUUCAUUCAUUCAAUACUCAAUGGCAAAUAAUUUGAAAUUUAUUAAUUAUUUUUAUUUGUCAACAAUUCAAAAUGUAGGAAGUAACAACAUAAGUUAUUCAAUUAAAUAUAAUAAGAAUUACUUCCAACUAAUUUUGUGUUUACCGCAGAUGAACUUUUCAUAAGAAUUGCUUGCAGAACACGAUUUACGCUCUUUUUACCGAAAAAACUCGCACCUAGAACAUAUCACCCGUUUUUUGAAGCAUGAUGGUUCUGCAGACUCUAAUUAUGCCGAUAGAAGCAGCAGGCAGGAGGCGUUCCCUUUAGGUAAUACUUUUCUGUGCAUUAUCUCUGGAUU
Messenger RNA from Anastrepha obliqua, 2751 nucleotides. RefSeq names its product collagen alpha-1(XV) chain-like. Lineage: Eukaryota; Metazoa; Arthropoda; Insecta; Diptera; Tephritidae. The record is from RefSeq and is a predicted model, not a curated record. Bases 2 to 2029 code for a protein of 675 amino acids. The transcript is spliced from 12 exons.